This is a messenger RNA of Suncus etruscus (white-toothed pygmy shrew), 1144 nucleotides long. RefSeq names its product G protein-coupled receptor 157 (gene GPR157). The coding region runs from base 1 to 1005 and encodes 334 amino acids. Gene Ontology annotation, biological process: adenylate cyclase-activating G protein-coupled receptor signaling pathway; cell surface receptor signaling pathway. The transcript is spliced from 4 exons. Gene Ontology annotation, cellular component: plasma membrane. NCBI's taxonomy places the organism in Eukaryota, Metazoa, Chordata, Mammalia, Eulipotyphla, Soricidae. The record is from RefSeq and is a predicted model, not a curated record. Gene Ontology annotation, molecular function: G protein-coupled receptor activity.
AUGCCGCCCCCGUUGCCGCCGCCCACCGUGCUGAUGCCGUCGGAGCGCGCCGUGGUGCUGCUGUCGUGCGCGCUGUCCGCGCUGGGCUCCGGCCUGCUGGUGGCCACGCACGCCCUGUGGCCCGACCUGCGCAGCCCGGCGCGGCGCCUGCUGCUGUGCCUGUCGCUGGCCGACCUGCUGUCGGCCGCCUCCUACUUCUACGGGGCGCUGCGCGACUUCCCGGGCCCGUCGUGGGACUGCGUGCUGCAGGGCGCCCUGUCCACCUUCGCCAACACCAGCUCCUUCUUCUGGACCGUGGCCGUGGCGCUCUACCUCUACCUCAGCAUCGUGCGCCCGGCCGGCGGGGCCCGGGACCGCCGCCUCUUCUGGGCCUUCCACGCCGUCAGUUGGGGGGUCCCGCUGGCCAUCACCGUGGCAGCGGUGGUCCUGCGGAAGAUCGGCUACGAUGCCUCGGACGUGUCUGUGGGCUGGUGCUGGAUCGCCCUGGAUGCUGAGGACCGGCUGCUCUGGAUGCUGCUGGCCGGGAAGCUGUGGGAGCUACUGGCCUACGUGGCGCUGCCUCUGCUCUACCUCCUGGUCCGAAAGCACGUCAGCCGCGCGCGCGAGGCGCUGUCCGAGUACCGGCCGCUCCUGUCGGACGCGCACCGGCUGCAGCGCCACCCGGCCGUGGCCGACACCAAGCUGGUCCUCAUCCCGCUCAUCUUCGUCUGCCUCCGGGUCUGGAGCACCGUGCGCUUCGUGCUGACGCUCUGCGGCUCCCCGGCCGUGCGCACCCCGGUGCUCGUCGUCCUGCACGGCAUCGGAAACACGUUCCAGGGCGGCGCCAACUGCAUCAUGUUCGUGCUCUGCACCCGCGCCGUCCGCACCCGCCUCCUGACCCGCUGCUGCUGCUGCUGCUGCACCGCCCAGACCCCCGCCGAGGUCCCUGCGCCCCCCGGAGCAGGAGGAGCCUCGAGGGCCCGACGGACGCCCCCCGAUGAACCUGAACCGCCCGGCGGCACCUGAUCGGCUCCGCUGGUGCCCAUCGGCCGACCAGGACUGGGCCCCAGGGACUGGAGCGCGCACGCUGCAUCUACCUCCGAGGCCUUUGGGGCGCAGGCACGGGCCCCCCACUUGGGAAUGGGGUACUGCUGUGACUCAGGGA